AUGUCUAAUGGUAUGAUGGGUGGUUUCAAUCCUGAGAUAGAAUUAAUUAUUAGUCAGUUGGAACGUGGUACAAUUGUUACAAGAUUUUUCCCUCGAAAAAGGCCUGAAAAGAAAACGCUAAUGAUCCGCCGAGAAACAAGACAAAUAGCAUGGGCAAGAACACAAACUAAUAAAGCAUUUGAUGGCACUAUUGAAAUGAGAGAAGUUAAAGAAAUAAGGCUUGGUAAAAGCUCCAAGGAUUUUGAAAGAUGGCCUGAAGAAGCUAAAAGAAUUGAGAAUUCUCGAUGCUUUGUUGUUACUUAUGGUUCUGAAUUUAAAUUGAAAUCACUUUCGAUAUCUGCUUUGUCUGAAAAAGAAUGUGAUUUAUGGAUUCGAGGUUUACGAUACUUAGUUCAAGAUACAAUAGCUGCCCCUUAUCCCCUCCAGGUAGAAAGGUGGUUGAGGAAAGAAUUUUAUGCUAUGGAGAAUAAUAGGGAAACUGUUACAUUGAAGGAUGUAAAAGCCUUUCUGCCUAGGAUUAACUGCAAAAUUUCUACCAAUAAAUUGCGGGAACUAUUUCAGGAAGUUGAUACUAAAAAAAGAGGAGAGCUUCCCUUUGAUGAUUUUGCUCAACUCUAUCAUAAAAUAAUGUAUGAUGAAAAUACCUUUAAAGACAUUUUGGAUCUAUAUUCUUCUAAUUUUGAAAAUAAAAAAAUUGUAUCUGUUCAAGACUUGACAAAAUUUUUAGUGCAUGAGCAAGGUGACAGAGUAGAUGGCAGGGAAGUUUCUAGACAUAUGAGAGAAUAUUUGCAAGAUACACAACGGAAUGUCCAUGAACCAUAUUUUACAACUGUUGAGUUUUUAGACUUCCUUUUCUCUAAGCAAAAUGACAUUUGGGAUCAUAGGUUUGAUGAAGUAUACCAAGAUAUGAACCAGCCUUUAUCUCAUUACUGGAUUUCAUCAUCCCAUAAUACUUAUUUAACCGGAGAUCAGUUUUCUAGUGAGUCAUCUUGUGAAGCUUACGUACGUUGUUUGAGAAUGGGUUGUAGAUGUAUAGAACUUGACUGCUGGGAUGGACCAGAUGGAAUGCCAAUAGUUUAUCAUGGUCACACUCUAACAACUAGAAUUAAGUUUAUGGAUGUUAUAAAGACCAUCAAGGAACAUGCUUUUGAUGUUUCUCAAUAUCCUGUUAUCUUAUCAAUAGAAGACAAUUGCUCUUUACCUCAACAAAGGUAUAUGGCUGCUGCCAUGCAGGAAGUUUUUGGUGAACAUCUACUAACUCAUGCUGUAGAAAAAAAUGAAUCCUAUCUUCCAUCACCCCAGCAACUUAUCCAAAAAAUUAUCCUCAAACAUAAAAAGUUACCUGAAGGGGCAGAUGAUGGAUCCAUUCUCCUCAGGCGUGAAGAUGGGCGAGAAAUGGAUUUACGUAAUACUGUCAAAAAUGGUAUUUUAUAUCUGGAAGAUCCAGUUGAUAAAGAAUGGAAUCCACAUUUCUUUGUUCUAACACAAAAUAAACUAUUUUAUACUGACAGUUACCAUGGAGCUGAAGAAGUUGAUGACGAAACUGACACUGAAGAAACUGGUCCCAUAAGCAUAUUGAAAUUAAAAGAGGGGAUACCAAAUGAUGAACUUCAUUAUGGUGAAAAAUGGUUUCAUGGAAAACUUUCUGGGGGGAGAGCUGAAGCGGAAGCCCUUCUUAAAGCAUAUUCACAUCUGGGUGAUGGUACAUUUUUAGUCCGAGAAAGUGAAACCUUUGUUGGAGAUUAUUCACUUUCAUUUUGGAGACAAGGAAAAGUGAAUCAUUGCCGAAUUAGGUCCAAACAGGAUAGGGGUCAAAUAAAGUUCAUGUUGAUUGAUAGUACAUGCUUUGAUAGCCUCUAUACACUUAUUACGCACUACAGGUCACACCCGCUGAGAAGUCAGGAAUUUCAAAUCAAACUAACUGAACCUGUACCUCAGCCUACAACACAUGAGGGUAAAGAAUGGUAUUUACCUAAUGCUUCACGGUCUUAUGCAGAAGAGUUAUUGAGAAGAGUUCCUCAUGAUGGUGCAUUUUUAGUUCGCCCUAGUGAUAAAGAUAACAAUGCAUAUGCCAUUUCAUUUAGGUACGAUUUUGUGAUUAAUUAUUUGUAUGAUGGAUUAUCGAAUGUUAAAUAG
Molecule: messenger RNA, 2136 nt
Organism: Nezara viridula (southern green stink bug)
Lineage: Eukaryota; Metazoa; Arthropoda; Insecta; Hemiptera; Pentatomidae
Source: the annotation of a GenBank genome assembly